AUAGUGCAUAUAUUUAAAAUAUUUCUAUAUUUAAUUAAUAAUUAGUAAAUAGCGUUUAUAGUUUUAUAAAAAUAUAACCUAAAUAAUUCAAUUUUAUGAUUUUUAUUCCGCACUUUAUACUCUGAAGCAGAUUUAAGUUUUUUUUUUAAAAACCCUCUGAUUUAUAACGUUGUUUUACAAUCAAAAAACGUUAAGCUUCCUGGCUGUUUUCAUGGUGACUCGUGAAAUCUGUGACCCAUAGACAUUGUCUUCAAGUUGUUUCUGUGAGCGAGCGUUAACUCUGGGUAUCUUUCGGGAGAUUGAUUAAACUAACUCAGGUGUUUUGGAACAGACAUACCCCGAAUAAGCAAGGUUUGGGUUAAUCAACGAGAGUUCAGGGUUUAGCUGACGGUAAAUUAACCCUGCUCUCUGGGAUACACCCAGGUGCAAUGUAAAUAAUUAUUAAAUCUAUGGAUUUUUUUUGUUCAAUUAUUGUUAUAUCUAAGGUUAAAUGAUUGUGUUUUUUUUCCAUUUGCAGAUAUUACCAAAAUCGUCAUACAGUAAUUCUAAGUUAUUGUUACACUGUAAAACGUUGCUGUAGUUUUGCUGCAGGACGGCCUAACUUACUGUAGAUUUUAUUUGCAAUUGUGUUUUAAACAUAAACUUAUCACAAACAUAAACCCUAUAUCUCAUAUUUUCUUUCACGAAACAAGACAAAAUAUCUUAGGUCACUUUUUUUGUCAUUUAUUUUAUUACUAGUAAAAAACAAGACAAAAUUGCUUUGAAGUGCUACUGUGCUAAUGCCAGGCUCUUCUUGCUCAUUUUGAAUCUCAAAAGUCAAAGUGUUCUAAUUUUGGUUAAAGUAAAGUUUAACUCAAAUUGAAAAUGGUACUAAUAGGAGAGUAAUUCAAUAUACAGUAAGUUACUGGCAAACCUGCAGCAAAUCUACGGCAAAGCUUUACAGUGUAGCUAUUGUAAGUUUAGUUAGGCUGAUACUUUAUAUUUAUAUACUAGGUCAUUUGUAUUUAUAUAUUAUACUUUUACAUAUUUAUUUAUAUAGUAAUUGGAAUUCCUAACCUCACCUAUUCCAAAAGUUUUAUUUGAAAGCCCUUAUGUUCUGACCAUGACAAAUGAACAAACCUGAUCUUCACUCUUUGUUUUGUACAUCAAAGUGAGGCAGUGUUUCUCAUACUGAUAAAUGAUCUACAAGCAAUAUUGAUCGUAAUUGAAAUCCCGUUUAUAUGUGACCUGAACACCCUGAAAAUGUUUUGUUCAUGGUCAGUUCAAGUUACAGUAAUAUUACUUUCAAAGACUCAAUUCGUUUUGGUUUUUAAAAUUAGAUGGUUACAAUUUGGUGUACAUAAAAGUGUUUACAAAAGGGGAGUACUCCAACAUAUCACAAGGAGUACAGAUUUACCUCAAUGUUAUAAAAUAUGAGAGUCAAAUUGAAUUUGUCAUUACUUUGAUGCUAUUUAUUCUCACAUUGUCGCAGAGGCAUAUGAGUUCAACAAUUUGUUUUGCAGGGAAUCAUUUCAUUUGGCUUUCACACACUUGUACAGCAGGCAUGGGGUAAUUGUUUUCCCAUUCCAGCAGGUUCUUUUGAACAUUUUGUUUGACCAUUCAGGGACAUUCAGAGAAGUUGCAUCCCAUUGUGUUUUAAAUCUUUGUGGUAUUGUACAUUGGGACUCUUUGUCCCAAUAAAGUACAACGAGGUUUUGGAUGUAUGCCUGUGGUCACCCCAUUGCCCUCCAGCUCACUCAGUGAAGAUCAUUCCCUGUGACAUACAGCUUUUUUCCAUAUGUAGCAAUGCGAAUGCAUAGUAAAUAUUAUCAAGACACAAAUCAACCAGAGGUAAGGGUUUUCUUCUUAUUUGUUUUCUGUUUUCAUAGUUAUAACUUAGGAAUUUAGAAAUGACUUGCGAGAUAUUUUAACAACACAAAAUAUCACAAAAUAACAUAUUCACAAUGAUAAAUGAAAAGUUUCCAUAUUUAUUAUAUUUUAGAUGGUAACAUGUUAGAAUAUCUUGCUAUUCUUCCACUGUCUUCUGCAGAUAAAAAUAUGGGGGACUGGUCUAUUCUAGGCCGCUUUCUAACAGAGGUUCAGAAUCACUCGACGGUCAUUGGUAAGAUUUGGCUGACGGUGCUCUUGAUCUUUCGCAUACUGUUGGUGACGCUGGUUGGGGAUGCCGUGUACAGCGAUGAACAAUCCAAGUUCACCUGCAAUACGCUGCAGCCGGGCUGCAACAAUGUCUGCUACGACACGUUCGCUCCCGUCUCCCACCUGCGCUUCUGGGUCUUCCAAAUUGUGCUCGUCUCAACACCAUCCAUCUUCUACGUUGUAUACGUCUUGAACAAGGUCACCAAAGAUGAGAAGUUGGAAACGGAGAAGGUGCCGGCAGACACCCAGUGCUCAGUAAGGCCCAAUCCUGAGUCAGCAUAUAGGCCUGAGGGAGAAGACUGGGGUGUCCAGGAUGAGGGGAGUGUGGAACAAAGCCUGGUGCAGGAAGAUUUCGGUGAGGUUGCCAAAGACCCGACCACGCUCUCCAGUCAAGUUCUACUCAUCUACAUUGUUCACGUGCUGAUUCGUUCUGUUCUAGAGAUCACCUUUCUGGUAGGUCAGUAUUACCUGUUUGGAUUUGAGGUGCCUCAUUUGUUCCGCUGCAAAACAUACCCCUGUCCAACUGAAACUGACUGUUUUGUGUCCCGUGCCACUGAAAAGACCAUCUUCCUUAAUUUUAUGUUCAGCAUCAGUCUGGGUUGUUUCCUCUUAAACAUUGUGGAGCUCCACUACCUCGGCUGGAUCUACGUGUUCCGCAUGCUUUGCGCCGCCUGCUUUCUGUGCUGCAGGACGGAGAGGGAACCGUACCCUCAGCACAAACCUUUGCUGCUGAAGCUCAGACACUCAAUACGAGGCGGAUUGUUUCUGCAGACCCCUGCAACAGCCUCAUCUCAGAAGACAGGGACAGCUUUGCUUUCGCACGCUCCUGCCAUCGCUUUUGAGACUGACUCAACUUUGGAGUGCUUGCCAAAGAGAAACUCAGAGGAACGGGAGCGCAUACGGCUAAAACAGGCCAACAUGGCUAGAUGUAUUGGCAAGAAGUCUUGGCUGUAAUGUGUAAUAAUGUUCUUUUUAUUUUUGAUUAUGAGGUCAUUCUACAUUUACUCUCUCGUCAAUUGAUCACAGUUGUUUUGUUGGUAGAUUUGUUUGCUUCAUAAUCAUUUUAAGCAAUUUGCAUUUACCAUGAAAAUAAAUAUUAUAUUUAUUCAGUAUAAUUAUUAUGUAUGAUUAUACAAUAUAUAUAUAUAUAUAAUAUAUAUGUAUUGCAUCAUGAAUGCCUAAUUUUCUAUCUACUUGAUCUAUUGAUAUUAUGCUAAUGUUUUUUCUUCUUCAAAAUAAUCGACCCCCAUUGUAAAUUAAAAGAGGGUAAAAUGAAUGAAUAAAUAAAUAAAUGGCAGGAAAAUGGUUCAUCUAUCCUUAUAACACUGAAUUAAUAUUUUCUGCAUUGCAUAUUAAGAUGGCACAGUUAUUUCAGUUUUCUUUGCAAAAGGGCUCUGCAGAAUCUGUAUAAUCUAAAGAAGUUUCCUUCAAGAUUAUAAUGCACGUUUUUCUUUCUGAGAAAUUGUAAAUGAAAUGCAUGAAGUUCUAGUGGUAUUGAAAUUAAUACUAUCAGUUAUUAUAGU
Messenger RNA from Triplophysa dalaica, 3659 nucleotides. Its product is annotated as gap junction delta-2 protein. Gene Ontology annotation, cellular component: connexin complex. Gene Ontology annotation, biological process: cell communication. The transcript has a single exon. Bases 1951 to 3090 code for a protein of 379 amino acids. The record is from RefSeq and is a predicted model, not a curated record. NCBI's taxonomy places the organism in Eukaryota, Metazoa, Chordata, Actinopteri, Cypriniformes, Nemacheilidae.